AUGGAUCCCAGAGACGAGAAAAAGUCGGAGCUUACUGUUCUCCCGCGAGGCGAACCCCAGAUUGACGAGGACCCGUUGGGAGGCCCGACGAAGACCUUCUGGGAACGUGCUUGGCCGACCUUUGCAUGUGGUGCUGGUCUGUGGUCUGAUGGGUAUCUGCAAUAUGUGAUUGGCACGGUCAAUACCAUCCUCGAUAAACUCUACCCCACCAUCUACAAAGGUUCCACCUACAGUCAGAAUGUCUCCUCCAUUGCCUUCGUCGGCACCGUCGUGGGAAUGCUGUUCUUCGGCUACCUCUCUGACCACUGGUCGCGCGCGAAUACCCUGAUGGUGUCCACCUCCAUCCUCUUCGUUUUUGGAGCCCUCUGCGCCGGUGCAUACGGUGCCCACGGAAGCCUCCCGGGAAUGUUCAAUGCCCUAACGGCCUAUCGCUUUUUCCUGGGUCUGGGCGUGGGCGGCGAAUAUCCAGCGGGCUCGGUGGCGGCCGCAGAAAGCAGUGGAGAAAUGAAAGAGGGUACCCGGCACCGCUGGUUUAUCUUGUUUACUAACUUCCAAUUGGAUCUUGCGUGUGUCGCCUCCUCCCUGGUCCCCAUGAUUGUCGUCCUCGCGACCGGUGAGGAUCAUCUCCGUGCAGCAUGGCGCAUUUGCCUGGGCCUUGGUGUGAUCCCCCCUUUGAGUCUAAUCUAUCUGCGGAUGAGGCUCCAGGAGCCGAUCGAGUACUCCCGGGAGAAAAUGCACAAGUUCCCUGUCUGGCUUAUUGCUAAAUUCUAUUGGAAGCGUUGGUGUGUCGUCUCCCUGAUCUGGUUCAUUUACGAUUUCUCGGCCUAUUCCUUUGGCAUUUACUCCUCCCAAUGGCUGUAUAUUAUCAUUGGGGACAGCGCUCCCUUAUGGGUAACACUUGGGUGGAACACGGUGAUCAACGUCUUCUACCUACCGGGCUCUCUCUUGGGUGCCUUAUUAAGUGACUGGAUGGGUCCCCGCAAUACACUUGCCCUGGGUGUCUUCCUUCAAGGUGCGGUCGGCUUCAUUAUGACGGGCUGCUACCCCUAUCUCAAUACCAACGAAUAUGUCGCGGCCUUCGUGGUGUUAUAUGGUAUCUUCCUUGCCCUGGGUGAAGUCGGUCCCGGUGACAACAUCGGUCUCUGUGCGGCCAAAACCUGCGCCACUCCCAUUCGCGGUCAAUACUAUGGAGGCGCAGCCGCUGUCGGUAAGAUCGGGGCCUUCGUCGGCACUUAUGUCUUUCCUGUCAUUAUCAAGAAUGCCCCGAAUGCGGUGCGCCAAGGGCAGGACCCUUUUUAUGUCUCCAGCGCACUUUGCAUGUUCAGCGCCUUCCUAGCCUACUUCCUACUGCCCCAGAUCAACCAGGAUACUAUCACCCACGAAGAUGCCCGCUUCCGAGCCUAUCUCGAGUCAGAGGGCUAUGACACCUCAACUAUGGGAGUAUCUGGUGCCCCCGCAUCGGCGACGGAGUAGGUGCGAUGAAUCAUGGGCGGUCAAGGUUGAGAGCGUGAUGUUUCUGCUGAUUGCGUGUCUGGGAGAUAUAUUACUGCAAAAAAUUAUAAUAGUAUUACCCUGUAAUAGUUACUUAAUUCAAAAGAUGUGGUGGCUAGCUUGUUGCUGCUGCCACCUGAUAUUGGGAGUGGACCCUGUUUCCUGCUCCAUAUGUCGUGCUCCCAACGGCUAUGUAGGACCACGCCACCGACUGGCUAGCUAACUACUCCGACCGGCGACAUGGGCACUGUUGAAAUAUAGGCUAUCCCUGAUGUGGGAGAUAGCAGAAUAUAUG
Molecule: messenger RNA, 1786 nt
Organism: Aspergillus ochraceoroseus IBT 24754
Lineage: Eukaryota; Fungi; Ascomycota; Eurotiomycetes; Eurotiales; Aspergillaceae
Product: putative MFS phospholipid transporter (Git1)
Exons: 6
Coding region: 1-1473 (490 amino acids)
Biological process (GO): carboxylic acid transport; transmembrane transport
Cellular component (GO): plasma membrane
Molecular function (GO): carboxylic acid transmembrane transporter activity
Source: RefSeq, a predicted model, not a curated record